GAAAGUUUUGGUGACGGACAAGAAGAUGGCGCUUUCCAGUGGGAACGUGUGUCGGAGGUUUUUGUUGCUUUUAGCUCAAGAAAACCUGGAGUUCCGGCUCCCGGAGCUAAAAUCCCUGUUUUCUCUUUGUGCUGGACAAUUAAGGUGUGAGGAAAACUUUGAUGAAAAGUCUCCAUUCUGGAUUCUCCACAUUCCCUCUGAGGACAUGGCAAAAGGAAUCAUGAAACGGACAGUGUGUGCAAAAUCAAUAUUUGAAUUGUGGGGUCAAGGAAGAUCACAUGAAGAACUUUAUAACUCACUGAAAAAUUAUCCUGCAGACAGAAUGAUCCCAUUCCUUCAGUGUGGUUCAACAUAUCAGAUAAAGGUUUAUGCAUUCAAUAAAACAUUGACACAAAAAGAGAGGAUUCAAAAGAUAGAUAAUUUAGACUUCCUUCCCUUUCAAGGAACAGUGAAUCUAAAGAAUCCAGAGCAUGUGUUUUGUUUACUUGAAGACUAUGGUACAGACCCGAAUCAUGCUCCCGAGAAGCCUUUUUCUAUUUAUUUUGGAAGAUGGCUUGCAGAUGGUCGGAGGGAGUUAAUCAACUUGUACAGUGUGAAGAAGCGUCACUUCAUUGGGAAUACCAGUAUGGAUGCAGGUCUCGCCUUUCUAAUGGCAAAUCAUGCAAAAGCAAGACCCAAUGACUUGGUAUUUGAUCCAUUUGUGGGAACAGGUAGUCUUCUUGUAGCUUGUGCCCAUUUUGGUGCCUAUGUAUGUGGAACAGACAUUGACUACAACAUUAUUCAUGGACGUGGUAAGGCCAGCAGGAAAAACCAGAAAUGGAGAGGACCAGAUGAGAACAUCCGGGCUAACCUUCGCCAAUAUGGCUUGGAGGAAUUCUAUAUUGAUGUGCUUGUUUCUGAUGCCUCAAAAAAUAUAUGGAGGAGAGGGAAGUUGUUUGAUGCAAUCAUCACAGAUCCUCCAUAUGGCAUAAGGGAAUCCACAAGAAAAACAGGAUCACAGAAAGAAAUUUUAAAACCAACAGAGGAAUACAUGGAAAGUCAUGUCCCAGUCUCUAUGAGUUAUCACUUGAGUGACAUUUUCAUUGAUCUGCUGAACUUCGCUGCAGAAAACCUGAUCCUGAAUGGUCGUCUGGUUUAUUGGUUACCUGUGUAUAAACUUGACUACUCUGAAGAUGUUAUCCCCCAGCAUCCUUGCCUGAAACUUAUUAGUAACUGUGAACAGUCUCUCACAACCCAUACAUCGCGGCAGCUGAUUACAAUGGAAAAAGUGAAAGAAUUUGAGGCUGCGAUCUUCUCCCUCUGUGGUCUCUUCAGCUCCCGGAUAAGGAUCGAUAUGCCCAUCUUAUUGACGCAAAGUACAGUCCAUAUAUGGGCCACAAUUCAUUCCGUGACAAGUACUUCAGUGGAGUAAUGAAGAAGAUUUCUAAAGAAAAUUGAAAUAUUCAAAGCUGAACAGUUCAAAUCUAUUUUGAACCAUGAAAUGACUUUAAAGGAUCAUUUUAUUUGGCUGUUUUACCAAACUUAAGUCUUAAAGUUUGAGAGAAGUAAUGAGUUCUAAAUUGCUUUAUAUGUUAUAUGGCCAAAUAGAAUAUGCAUAAGCUGUUAAAACAACAAAUAUCCUUUUGUAUGAAUUAAGUAUGUUUGUAAAUAAUUAAUUUGUUAUGAGAGAAAAACACAAAGGAAUCCAGUUUGUAAAGCAAAUCAUGCAUUGAGAUGUAACAAGAAAUCAGUAUUGAGCCAAAAUAGGUUAUCCUGCCAUAUUAUAGAUAAAAUUGAAAGAAUGUUACCAGCUGACAUAGGUUUACAUUAAUGAAUGGUAAAUUUACAAUUAAUAAUUAGGAGAUAUUUCGCAAAUAAAUAAUGAAAAAGAAAUAUACCUGCAAGUAGAGCAGUGAUGGUGAAAGUAUUUGGAAUAUUUCAGAAGUAGUAGAGUGAUUUGUGUAAUUUUCCAAUGUACCGAAUAAUGAAAUGGGAUAACCAUAUGAUACAUAAAAUGGGCUGACUGGCAGGGACAAGAAUAAUCCAUUAAGCCUGGUGUGCAUGUGCCGUCAUAUGAUAAGAUCAUAGUUGAUCUGUGUCCUCGCUCCAAAUGUCCAUCUUUCCCCUAAAUUACUUUGUACCCAUCGUUAACUUUCACUCUCAGGUUUAACAGUGAUAAUUGAUUGAGCAUUAAUUGCUAUUUCUGGGUAUUCCAAACUACUUCUAAUUGUUAUGUGUUGAAGAUGUUCCUAAUUUCACUCCUACAUUUCCAUGCAGUUGUUGCCCUCUACCUUUGUACGUAGAGUACUUUAACCAAGACUUUAUGUAGCUGAAGCAUGACUUCUACUCCCUUGUAUGCUAGAUUUUUAAAUAUAAAGGUCAAAAUUUUAUCAGC
Molecule: messenger RNA, 2374 nt
Organism: Stegostoma tigrinum
Lineage: Eukaryota; Metazoa; Chordata; Chondrichthyes; Orectolobiformes; Stegostomatidae
Gene: trmt11
Product: tRNA methyltransferase 11 homolog
Exons: 14
Coding region: 26-1411 (461 amino acids)
Biological process (GO): methylation
Cellular component (GO): cytoplasm
Molecular function (GO): nucleic acid binding
Source: RefSeq, a predicted model, not a curated record